Messenger RNA from Octopus bimaculoides (California two-spot octopus), 1129 nucleotides. RefSeq names its product ubiquitin-like-conjugating enzyme ATG3. Gene Ontology annotation, cellular component: cytosol; phagophore assembly site. Gene Ontology annotation, biological process: nucleophagy; autophagy of mitochondrion; autophagosome assembly. Gene Ontology annotation, molecular function: Atg8-family ligase activity. The record is from RefSeq and is a predicted model, not a curated record. NCBI's taxonomy places the organism in Eukaryota, Metazoa, Mollusca, Cephalopoda, Octopoda, Octopodidae.
UUUUGUCUUUGGCAGGAAUCCAAAUUCAAAGAAACUGGCGUUGUAACUCCUGAAGAGUUUGUUGCAGCUGGAGAUCAUUUGGUCCACCACUGUCCAACAUGGCAGUGGUCAUCUGGAGACGAGGCUAAACAUAAACCUUAUCUGCCAAAAGACAAGCAGUUCCUCAUCACAAGAAAUGUUCCCUGCUACAAACGUGUUAAACAGGUUGAUAAUCAUUCGGAAGAGACAGAAAAGAUUCUUGAUGAAGAUGAUGAUGAUGGUGGAUGGGUGGACACCCAUCAUUAUGCAGAUUCCACAGUAUCAUCGGCAGCAGAAGCCAUUGCUGAUAUGAGGUUAGAUUCACAGGUAUCUUCAAAACUUGGUCCGCCAAAUACCAGUGGCGUGGACGACGAUGACGACGACGAUGAUGAAGAAGCUGAAGAUAUGGAAGCGUUUGAACAGAGUGGAAUGUUGGAAGAACAAGAUAAUGCAACAAUUGAGAUUCGACCAACUGUUCCUGGUAGUGAAGGAACUUUAUCGGGCGAGAAUGGAGUUUUACAAACUCGUACAUAUGAUCUUAACAUUACUUAUGACAAAUAUUAUCAAACUCCACGGCUCUGGCUCUACGGCUACGAUGAGAAUAGAAAACCUUUGACCGUGGAACAAAUGUAUGAAGAUUUUAGUCAAGAUCACGCCAAAAAGACUGUUACUAUGGAAACGCAUCCUCAUUUACCAGGACCGCCAAUGGCUUCAGUUCAUCCUUGUAGACAUGCGGAAGUGAUGAAAAAGAUAAUCGAGACAGUAGCAGAAGGCGGCGGUGACCUCAGCGUUCACAUGUAUCUAUUAAUCUUUCUAAAAUUUGUCCAGGCAGUAAUUCCCACCAUCGAGUACGACUACACACAACACUUCACAAUGUGAUUCAAUCGAGAACAUCAGUAUUAGCUGUUUAAAACAGACUCAGCUCUUCUUUAUGUUUUAAUUUCCCUUGCAGCUGCUCGACCAACCAACAGAUUGGACUUUGAAGUCAGCAGCAGCUGCCAGCAAUUUUGGGUACUGCUGCUGCUGCUGCUACCAUGCCCCGUAGUGACCAACAAGACUCUAGGGACCACUCAGCUUGUGCUCUCAAACCCUUUUUUUUUUUUUUUUUUUU